GGAUUUGGGACAUCCUGGGUCUCCUGGCGCCUGAGGUGCAAGAUGUGUUAGUGGUGGUCGGUCCGAGCUGAGGUGGCCAGGCGGAUUGGUGGCGGUCAGUAGUGAGUUCACGGCGAGCGGCACACGGAUUGGCAAGGCCAGUUGGAACGAAGAUAAAAGGCCAUCACGGGAAAAGCCUGAACCAUUUACUGAAAAGGUUUCCCAGGGCACUCAGCCUAGUACAAUGUUUGAUUUCCUGGGUCAGAGAUGGAGCAUGUGCGGAUUGCUCUUUGCCUGGGUUCUGCUGAAUUCUUUCAGUCACGUCACAGGCAACUGCACCUCAGAAGUGGGGUCCUCUCUGAACGGGACUCAGGGAGAUGAUGUUCAGUUCCACCUAGGCCCAAAACCAGGAAAUGACACCUGGCUGAUUACAUGGUAUAUGGAAUCUAAGAAUCUGGUCCUACUCACCAUCUCUCCAGGGGAGAGCAGGCAAAGCUGGAUCAAUCCCAAGAAGGAAUAUGAGGGGAGGCUGUCUGUUGCCAGUGAUGGGUCCCUGAUAUUAAAGAAUGUGAACUCUGAAGACAGUGGAUUGUAUGAAGCUCACAUCAAAUCAGUCUCAGGAGAGAUAUGUAUUCAGAAGUUCAAUUUAACUGUCUUUGGGAGUAUGAGUACAGAGUCUAACAUGAACCCAUGGAGUUGGUCACUCAUCGUCCCCAUCCCGGUCAUGACUGGUGUAUUAUUGGUGGUCCUGAUAGUAGUAUGUGUCUAUAUACAAAAACGAUGGAAUUGCCUUAACACAAUAAAAGCCAUCCACAGAAGGAGAAGAAGCAUACCUCCAGAACUGAACCAUAUGGAGGAGAAAAGACCAGAGGAGAAAUGUGCACUUGUCCAGAUGACUUCCCUUUCAGAUCAAGAAACACAGACGAGGACACAUGGUAGAGCCUUGACAGCUCCAACCAUAGAAGACAAUGAAGGAGUAAUGCUGGCCAGAGUCUGCACCGCACAGGAGAGCAGCUGAGAGCAGCCCCGACAGCAGCAGCCCAACGACAUGGACCAAAGACAUUUCCCCGGAACUGUUGGAAGCCUGAGUGUGUGCUUCUCCAUAAGUGUCCAUGCUUCCCACUGAUGUUGGUGACAAACUCUGCCUCAGGUUUCUAAGGGAAAUGUCCUCUCUUUACUGACCUCUGGGAUGGCAUUCUGCACAUUAUCCUCAUUCUCUCUUCUCCUACCAGAACGCCAUCCGCUCAAUGCUGAUCCCUAAUGAAUGAGCUUCCCUUUUUCUUGUCCAGAACCAGGGCUCCAGGCCAUUUCUGACCAGCACUGCACCAGGCCACAGAGCACUUCCUCUACCCCAUUCUAAUUCUUCUUCGUGUAUUGUCUUCUGCCAUUCACAUCUAAGUUUCCUGAGAACAAUGUGAAUACCAAGAUAGACCAUGGUAUCCCAAAGACUUCAGGUCAAAUAGUGCCUCAUCACUUAAUAGCUGUGUGA
Messenger RNA from Trichosurus vulpecula (common brushtail), 1468 nucleotides. RefSeq lists its product as uncharacterized. NCBI's taxonomy places the organism in Eukaryota, Metazoa, Chordata, Mammalia, Diprotodontia, Phalangeridae. The record is from RefSeq and is a predicted model, not a curated record. Bases 224 to 997 code for a protein of 257 amino acids. The transcript has 6 exons.